AUGCCGAAGACGAAAAAGAAAUUUAUAGAUCGUAAGAAAGCGGUGACGUUCAACCUAGUUCACAGAUCCCAAAGAGAUCCUCUCGCUGCUGAUGAAAGUGCUCCACAACGUGUUCUUGUACCUGUAAAUGCUAAUAUACCUUCUAAAAAGCAAAAAGAUCCCGAUUUAACACCAGAACAAAGGAGAGAAGAACAACAUAAAUAUGGAAUUUACUUUGACGAUGACUACAACUACCUUCAACAUCUUAAGGAUACUAGAGAAGUCACAAUGGUUUUACAGCCUAAAACAACCCAUAAAAGGAAAGAAAAGUCAACUACUCAAGAUGAAGAUGUAGAUACUGAUAUUGUAAAUGAAAUCACAGAUAACAUUAAGCUGCCUAGUUCAGUCUUUGCUUCGGAAAUUGAAGAGGAUAUUGGGUUGUUGAACAAAGCUGCAUCACAAGGAUUAUGUCUGGAUUUGGACCCGGAAGUUGUUGCAGCUUUAGAUGAGGAUUUUGAUUUUGAAGACCCUGAAAAUCAACUAGAAGACAACUUUAUAGAAUUGGCUAUGGCUGAUGAUGGUGAUGAAGAAUAUGAAGAUGAUGAAGACGAUGAUGACAGUACAUAUGCUGAUGAUGAUUCAAAUAAAGCAUUCGGUUCUGAUGAAGACUCUGAUGAUAAUAGUGAUGGGUCACAGGAAAGAAGACCUAAAAUGCCGACAUGGGACAAAGAUGAUGCAAAAUCUCGAUUCUCUCAGUACUCAAUGUCGUCAAGUGUGAUCCGGCGUAAUGAGGGACUGUCCUUACUCGACAAUAGAUUUGAAAAGAUGUUUGCAGAAUAUGACGAUACGGAAUUAGGUGCUUUAGACCUUGAGGAAAUUGAGGGUUUCAUGCCGGAGACUCAUGACAUGCUGCUCAAAGCUGCUGAGGAGUUUGCGGAGUCUCGCAGACGGUACCAGCUGGAUAAAGAGAAGGAGAUUGCUAGAAUACAACGUCUCCAAGAAAUAGAGGAAGAGUCGGAGGAAGAUAACCUCGUAACAAUGGAAGUGGAGCCCAAAGAGAAGUGGGACUGUGAGACCAUACUCUCCACUUACUCUAACUUGUACAACCAUCCCAAAGUCAUUGAGGAACCUAAGAAACCCAAAAAGAUCAAAAUCAACGCUAAAACAGGUCUUCCAGAAGACACUCUCGGCAAACAGAAUAAGCUAACAUUGAAAUCUCUUGCUAAGUUCAACGAAAUGAAUGAGGACAUGAACAAAGCAUCGGAUGACGAUGGUCAGACCAACGCUGAGACAGUGUUAUCUACAUUAAGUGUAUUAUCUAUAAGGCCUAAAGACGAAACGCCAGAAGAGAAGAAAGAAAGAAAACGCCUCCUCAAAGAAUACAGAAAAGAGCGAAGGGUAGAGAAGAAAGCGAACAAAGAAGCCUUCAAAGAAGAGAAGAAGCGGCAAGAGAAGAUCAUGUUGAACAAUAGGAAUAAUGUUCAAGGAAACAGAAUAUUA
Messenger RNA from Brenthis ino (lesser marbled fritillary), 1479 nucleotides. The record is from the annotation of a GenBank genome assembly. NCBI's taxonomy places the organism in Eukaryota, Metazoa, Arthropoda, Insecta, Lepidoptera, Nymphalidae.